Coccomyxa subellipsoidea C-169 is the source of this 1320-nucleotide messenger RNA. RefSeq names its product Biopterin transport-related protein BT1. The transcript has 11 exons. Gene Ontology annotation, cellular component: membrane. The record is from RefSeq and is a predicted model, not a curated record. Bases 1 to 1320 code for a protein of 439 amino acids. Lineage: Eukaryota; Viridiplantae; Chlorophyta; Trebouxiophyceae; Coccomyxaceae.
AUGGGGCUGGAGCCUUCUCCAGAGCUCGUGGCCAUAUCAAUGGUGUAUUUUGUUCAGGGCAUCCUGGGAUUGUCCCGCCUGGGUGUAUCAUUCCUGUACAAGGACGAGUUCCACUUAGAGCCAGCUUCGGUGGCAUUCCUCACGAGCUUUGCUGCAUUCCCCUGGGUGGUGAAGCCGUUGUACGGGUUCCUGAGCGACACAGUACCAAUCUUUGGCUACAAGAGGCGGUCCUACCUCAUCAUCUGCGGCCUGUUAGGCUCGCUGUCAUGGCUGGCGAUGGCGACGGUGGUGCGAUCACCAGCGGGUGCGCUGCUGGCGACCGUUGUCGGCAGCCUUGGUACCGCCUGCUCCGACGUCGUCGUCGAUUCCAUCGUUGUGGAGCGCUCGCGAGGCGCGCCGCAGGGCACGGCGGGGUCGCUGCAGUCGCUGUGCUGGGCGUCGGCAGCACUGGGGGGAGUGGCGAGCGCGUACUAUUCAGGCUCGCUGGUGCAGUCGUGGGGGCCCCGGGGGGUCUUCGCCCUGACUGCGGCGUUCCCUCUCGUGGUGUCGGCCGCCGCUGUGCUCAUUGCCGAGCAGCCCGUUGGGCCAACCAGGCUCAAGGCGGACCAGGCCUACCUCGGCAACAUGGCACGGAGCCUGGAGGUGCAGGCAAGGGCGCUGUGGGGCGCAGUCAACCAGCGCUCCAUCCUCCUGCCAGCGCUCUUCGUCUUCCUCUGGCAGGCGACGCCGACGGCGGAGACGGCGAUGUUUUACUUCCAGACCAACACGCUCGGCUUCACGCCCGAAUUCCUGGGCAAGGUGCGGCUGGCCGGCGCUCUCGCCUCUCUGGCCGGCGUGGGAGCCUACAACUUUGCGCUCAAGGACGUGCCGCUGCGCAAGAUGUUUCUGUGGACGGCCGUCGUCGGCACGGGCCUGGGCUUGACACAAGUCCUGCUCAUCACCGGCACAAGCAGGGCGCUGGGGAUCAGCAACGAGCUGUUUGUGCUGGGUGACUCAGUGAUACUGACUGCCCUGGGCCAGGUGGCAUUCAUGCCCGUGCUCGUCCUGGCUGCCCAGCUCUGCCCAGAGGGAGUUGAGGCGACGCUGUUUGCGACGCUCAUGUCCAUUCUGAAUGGCGGCGCCUUUGUCGGCUCCGCGCUCGGCUCCGGACUCACAGCCGCGUUCGGCGUGACGGCAACCGACUUCACACACCUUGUGCCCCUUAUCCUGGUGUGUACACUGUCAUCGCUGCUGCCUCUGCCGCUGCUUGGUCUGGUGCCCAACACCACAGGGGCUGACGAGAUUAAGCGCAAGGCAGAUGCAGAGAACGAGCAGGAGUGA